Messenger RNA from Gregarina niphandrodes, 531 nucleotides. RefSeq lists its product as hypothetical. Bases 1 to 531 code for a protein of 176 amino acids. The record is from RefSeq and is a predicted model, not a curated record. The transcript is spliced from 3 exons. NCBI's taxonomy places the organism in Eukaryota, Apicomplexa, Conoidasida, Eugregarinorida, Gregarinidae.
AUGGGGGCCUUGAUAUCCUGCAUGGAACGCAUUGGUAAACGAGGGCCUCUUGUAGAGGACGUGGAGUCCCCUCGGAAUGAUGGCCUCGAAGAGGAAGUCGUGCCGCGGAACCGGCCCGCUGUCCGGCGACCAACCUUCGCCCCUGCGCUUGAGACUAAACGCCUACAAGAAAAGUCCCAAAGUUUCUCACAAGUCGACGGUAACGAAGAGCCGACCACCGAGCGACCCGCAGAUCUCCUUGAAAAACUACGCGACGUCCUCAACGCCCCCGCCAUCCAAAAGCAAGGCAUCUUCGAGAAGAAAAUUACUCUUAAGCUCGACAGUUCUGGUUCAAAGCUGGAAUGGUACGGUUCAAACGCGCGUACUCCAUUGGGCAGUGUGCCCAUAUCUUCGAUUUCGGAGAUUCGUCAAAGCAAAACGUCAUCGGAUUACGUAGAAAUCCAGAAAGGCUCGGAGGUGAUUACCUUUGGGUUCCUGGACCCCGCCGAUCGCGAAAUCUUCCAAAGAGCGCUUGAACAAUACACCCAGUAA